AUGCAGUUGUCUAACCUCGUCAAUAUUCUGGCCUUUGUCGCCGUCGUUGGAGCCUCUCCCGUCGCUUUGAUUGCUCGUGGCGAUGCUGAUGCCGCCACUGCCUACAAAGCCGACAAGCGCUCUGAUGCCGACGCUGCCACUGCGUACAAAGCCGAUAAGCGUUCUGACGCUGAUACCGCCACUGCUUAUAAGGCUGAUAAGCGCUCCGAUGCUGAUGCCGCUACUGCUUAUAAAGCCGACAAGCGUUUUGAUGCCGACGCUGCCACUGCCGUUCUGAUGCUGAUGCUGCUACUGCCUACAAAGCCGACAAACGUUCUGAGGCGGAGCCCGUUUACCGUCGCUCAGAUGCGGAUGCCGCUACCGCCUACCGGGCCGACUAAGCAUUCCAAUGCUACGGGGCUACGUCUUGAGCGUUGUGGCUGA
Akanthomyces muscarius is the source of this 423-nucleotide messenger RNA. RefSeq lists its product as uncharacterized. The record is from RefSeq and is a predicted model, not a curated record. Bases 1 to 423 code for a protein of 140 amino acids. The transcript is spliced from 3 exons. Lineage: Eukaryota; Fungi; Ascomycota; Sordariomycetes; Hypocreales; Cordycipitaceae.